UUCGGUUGGUAAAUAGUGGAUCGAGCUAGGGAAGACGCUCGCGAUCGGGACUUUGGCGUAAACUCUGACUUCCGCUGAGCACGAGCAUGUCGGCGCGCGGCGCGACCCUGCAGGCGCAGGUGGAGUCGGUGCUCGGGACGCUGGUCCGCGCGGCCACGCUGGAGCUGAUCAAGCUGUUCGAGAGCAGGUACCGAGCCUCGGCCGCGGACGGGGGCCUGGCCGAGGACAAUACGCAGAGCGAGGCGUGGGGGCCGCCGCUGGGGGGGCCGCUGGGGGGGCUGUGGAGCGGGGACGCCAAGCGAAACAUCGGGAUCCAAGUGGAGGAGGACAUCCCCCCCCUGUCGGAGCUCCCCGAUCCUACUUUCCUCUGCGAUGGUGGUUGUCUGAAAGAGCCCGGGGGGGUGGAGGUGGUGGGGCUGACUCCCCCAGAGCUCCUGCUGGACGACGAUGAAGGCCCUGUUGACCCCGACUGGUCACCUUUAAAGGAACAGCCGGUGGAGUCCAGGAACCUUGAAGCUCCGGCUGAUAAGAGAGCUCCGACGGAAGAUACUUUACACGAGACGAAGUCCGAGGAUUCCGCGCAGAGCCCGAACGCCUCCGAGAAGCCUCUGGUCAUCGUCCCCGGCGACGGCGCCUUCGGGGAGGACGUGAAGUUCGUCUGCCCGCUCAUCCUGAAGUCGGAGUCGCCCGAGAAGCCGGUUGAGGCCGAGCCGCGGCCGGCCUGCGCGGGCACGGCCGAGGGCACGGCCUACAGCCCCUCCCCCUCCGACGGCGCCGCCACGCCCACGCGGGGCGCCGCCUGGGGGCGGGUGGCCGCCGCCGACCUCCUCCAGGCCAAGCUGAAGCUGGCCUCGCUGGACCUGAAGCUGCUGCGGCCGUGCGCCGUGCGGCUGGUGGACGUGCUGGCCGCCCGGCCGGGUCAGAGGUCGCCGCGGCCCCUCCCCAAAGACCUGCGCCGCCACCAGGGCCCGCACACGGGCCGGCGCCUUUGCUGCUUCGCGCCGGGCGGCGACGGGGUGUGGCGGCUCCAGACGGCGGCGGCGGCAGUGGACGGCGCCCCCUCCCGCGCCAGCGGCGGCGGCGGCUACUCCUGCGGCGUGUGCGGGAAGGGCUUCAGGCGCCGGAAGGUGCUGCGGCGCCACGAGCGCUUCCACACGGGGGAGAAGCCCUACGCCUGCGCCACCUGCUCCAAGACCUUCGCCCUGAGGAAGAGCCUCCGCCGCCACCAGCGCUUCCACACGGGCGAGCGGCCGCACGCCUGCGCGCAGUGCGGCAAGAGCUUCCGGCUGCGCGACAACCUGAGGGCGCACCUCAGGUUCCACACGGGGGAGAAGCCCUACCGCUGCCCCACCUGCAGCAAGACCUUCCGCAUCCUGAGGAACAUGGAGAAGCACAGCCUGAGCCAGUGCGGCUUCUUCGUCCCCUCCUUCAGAACCAUCGCCGGCCUGUGA
Molecule: messenger RNA, 1451 nt
Organism: Menidia menidia (Atlantic silverside)
Lineage: Eukaryota; Metazoa; Chordata; Actinopteri; Atheriniformes; Atherinopsidae
Source: the annotation of a GenBank genome assembly